Drosophila mauritiana is the source of this 715-nucleotide messenger RNA. RefSeq lists its product as uncharacterized. The record is from RefSeq and is a predicted model, not a curated record. Bases 83 to 574 code for a protein of 163 amino acids. The transcript has a single exon. NCBI's taxonomy places the organism in Eukaryota, Metazoa, Arthropoda, Insecta, Diptera, Drosophilidae.
CACAAUUAAGUCUAGAAAAUACCAGACGGCAGGAAAAGUUUUCGAAUUUGAUCGAUAAGAAAUUUAUUUGAAUUUCUCCAAUAUGGACGCCAGAACUAGGCCCAACGAACGUAUUUGCCGUGACGAAGUGGUGCAGCUUCUUAGAAACCCAUCAAAUAAGCCCCGGCGAAUUAUAUUGAUUCUGGAUUCAAGAUUUAUCCCUGAAGAACUGAGGACCGCCAAUCGUGUGAUGCCUGACAUCUACAUAUUUUCCGGACCUUCAUUACCAAAUUUGUCAAGCGGGCCUUUCAUGCCGCUGAAUCUGUCCAAUGAGAACUCGUGGGUUUACUCUGUUCUAUUGCAAAGACCAAUAGUUCGCCCUGCUUAUCCUCGUCGAGUUCGCUACACUGCUGUACCUAAGUGGAGUCCUCUAAUACGUACGCGAAUGGGACGGAACGAGGUUUUGCCGGAGGACAUUGGACGAUUGAUUCUGAUGGCAAUGAUAGUGAACCCAGAAUUAGACACACUAAUGCGCCUCGAUCCCAUCAAAGCCAUGUCCCUGAUCCUACGCAUCGCAAACUACUUUCUCCACUGAGUCGGAAUAGUAACAGAAUAAUACGCAUCGGAAUUGUAAAUUUACUUGUUAUUAUUGUUUUUAUUUUUGGAGGGUGGACAUCUGGAAGGAAGACAUCUCUUCCAAUGUGUUUCCCUAAUAUAAAUGCAACUGAAAGUUUAA